GAGAAAGAGGGAGGGAGGGAAAGAGAGAAAGAGAGAAAGAGAGAGAGAGAGAGAGCGGCGUCGCCGUCGGCGUCUUCGGGAAUCGGUUGCCUCCUUUCAUCGGGGCAACGGCGACGUCCGAUCCGGCAUCGUUCUUUUAACGUCGCGGCGGUGCACGUGGCGCGCGCGGCACGCGGUGCUUCGAGAGAAAAACAGAUAGAUAGGUAGACAGUUAGGUGAAUAGAUAAUAAGCGCAUGCUCUAAAAAAGUAUCGAAAAACGCGAGAGGAAGACGAAAAGGGGAGAAAGAGAGCGAGCGAGAGAGAGAGAGAGAGAGAGAGAGAGAGAGAAACAUACAGAGUGGUUACAGAGGGAGAAGAAAGGCGGAAAAGGGGUAGAGGUGACAGAGAUUGAAAGGGGGCGGGCGGGAGGAAAGAGGGUAGAGGCGGAAAGAAACGGAGAACACGAAGAGCUGCGUCCCGACGGAUAGAGGAAAUCACCAAAGGAAGCCAGAAGGAGCCUCGUGUCUUUCUUCGGUUUUUUUUUUCUAUCAAUCCUAUCACGUAAAGAAGGACGGAGGAUCCGACGACCACGAGUGACUCGACGAGGAGGAAGCGGGACAUGCUGGAACCACGCUGGAGACCCGUCCAGGGACACAUUGGUGAAAAUCCGUUUGAUAACGGUUCGUGGGGAAAGGAGCAUUUUCAGCCAUCGACAGUUCCCUGGCAGCUGAAUCCGCGCAGUCACGGUCGUCCCAGUGACGAUGGCAUAAUGGAUCAUGAUACAGACGGAGACGGCGCGAUCAACUUGUCAACGUCACAGCGACCCUCCGCCGCCACCACCCCUAAUGGUGAUACUCCCACUUACGGCCAAGAUCAUCAAGACAACGAUCAGGCUACUUCGCUGUUUGCAGCCCUGAAGCAGCAGCAACAGCAAUCGCGCGACAGCGUCUUCUCGUCGCGGGACCGCGAGUGCCGCGACAGGGAUCGCCUUCCUACGGUCCGCAAUCGCGACUCCGGCAGAAGCAAUAUAGCGGAGACCGGCGGCGGCAGCGGUGUUGCUGAUCAACAGCAGCAACAGCAGCAGCAGGAUCUCACUAUCGAGUACCAAAGCAAUGGGAAGCUCAGUCCCGCCGGACACGUAGUGACACCAGCACCCAUGACCCAGCAAAAGCAGCCAAUCAUCACGCAGCAGUCGCAACAGCCCAGCUCAGGGGCACCAGGGCCCCAACCUAGCCCGCAUCAAAGCCCGCAAGCCCCACAGAGGGGUUCACCACCGAAUCCUUCCCAGGGUCCGCCACCCGGUGGCCCGCCAGGGGCUCCGCCGUCGCAGACCCCCUCGCAGAUGAUGCUCAGCUCGGCGAGCGGCCUCCAUCAGAUGCAACAACUGCUGCAGCAACACAUACUCAGCCCCACGCAACUGCAAUCCUUUAUGCAGCAGCACACGUUGUACAUGCAGCAACAGCAACAGCAACACCAUCAGGAUUCAUCUUCCGAUCAUGCAUCUAAUCAGGAGCGGUUUGGUUACUUCUCUUCUUUAAAGAACCAUCAGCAUCAACUCGCGGAACUCAACAAGAAACAAUUAGAACAGGCAAUGCAACAACUACAGGAACAAUUGCAGCUGAACUUAUUUCAACAGACACAUUUAUUGCAAACGGCGGACAAAAAGAAAGCAUCGGCGCCUCUUCAGCAAUUAGCGAUUCAACAACAGCAACUGAUACAGCAACUACAGAUUACACAAAGGCAGUAUCUGUUGCAGCAAGGAUUGAGUCUUCAAGGCCAUAAUCCUUCUUCAGCAGGUUUACCACCAGGUGAUAAUCUACCAUCAUGGAAGUCAGAGCCCUCGGAUACACCGGAAUCCCACCAGAAUUCCAACGUGGCGAAAUCGAAUUCUGGAUUGAACGGCAUUCUGAAUUCGAUAGCUUCGAGCCGACGGUCCGAGGUGAAUGGUACAACACCGAUGGACGAGAAGCCGCUGGAUGCCUCCUGCAAUGACAAGGUUCAUCCCCUCUAUGGCCAUGGGGUGUGCAAGUGGCCAGGCUGUGAAGUAAUUUGUGAAGACUAUCAAGCAUUCCUUAAACACUUAAAUACAGAGCACACAUUGGAUGACCGAUCGACAGCGCAAGCCAGGGUCCAGAUGCAAGUAGUGUCGCAGUUAGAAAUUCAGUUGCAAAAAGAACGAGACCGACUAGGCGCUAUGAUGCAUCAUUUGCACAUGGCAAAACAAAUGGCUUCCCCGGAACCGCCAAAGUCAUCGGAGUCAUCGACGGGCUCGAAUUUACCAAAGCUAAAUUUUUCCACUGCGCUAAUGAGUCAACCGCCACCUAACUUUGGAGUCUCUCAGGUGUCACCAGUAUCCAUGUCCGCGCUGGUAUCUGCCGUGAGGUCGCCCGCGAGUGCUCAGCUGCCUCCGUCGGUUGGCAGUGCCCCGAUGCCGCCACUUCCGACCAUACCCAAUAUGUCCAGUUUACCUCCCAUGCCUAACAUGCCUGGCAGCAUGCCGAGUAUGGCUGGUCCAAUCAGACGGCGCAUCAGCGACAAGUCAGCGCUUUCUUUGGCAGGAGGACUGUAUGACGAGGGCACUGUAAGGCGCAGAGUAGCCGUCGAUAGAUCUGGAAUAGAUAUUAACGAAGAAAUUCAGCGAAAUAGGGAAUUCUACAAGAAUGCAGACGUCAGACCACCGUUCACGUAUGCAUCCUUAAUUCGGCAGUCUAUCAUCGAAUCUCCCGAGAAGCAGCUGACACUCAACGAAAUUUACAACUGGUUCCAAAACACAUUCUGCUACUUCCGGCGCAACGCAGCAACGUGGAAGAACGCGAUCCGCACCAAUCUAUCAUUGCACAAGUGUUUUGUGCGCUAUGAGGACGACUUCGGGUCAUUCUGGAUGGUGGACGACGCCGAGUUCGUAAAGCGGCGGCAUCUGUCCCGCGGCCGCCCCAGGAAAUAUGACCCAACCCCAUCACCCACUCCACCCCACCUCUCCGCACAGGGUGUACCGUCGAAGAGCCCAACGCUGACGCAUAGUCCUACUAUGUACGGUGACGCGCUUAAUGCCAACCUGCAGUAUUUCCAGGCACUCGGGGAGUCUAACAUGGGAUUUUUGAAUCCGAUGUGCACGUCAACAGCGACAAGUCCUGAUAAGGAACAUGUGUUACCUCAUAAUGACUUGAUGUCGCCGCUGGAUGAACCGGCCGUGCACAUAAAGCAGGAGAGCCAGAGUCCGGAAGGAGGGAAGCACCCGAGAUUAAUAAAGCGCGAACUACCGGACGGCCCCAUGGAGCAAGAGACGGAGGAGGAUCAGACGGACGAAAGAGAAUACUCUGAGAGCCACGGCCACGAUUCCGGCCAGGACGAGGAUAUAGCGGAGGACCUGUCGAUGGCGCCCGACAUAAUGAUCCCGGAGGAUCAAGUCGAGGCGUAGUAUCGCCCCGUCAUAAUGAACCGAUAAAAAGAAACGAGAUGUAUACAAGAUGUGUCCCGUUCGUUCGGCCACGCGAAGAGAGGAGCGAACCCCCCCUUCUACGUUGACCAGGGUAGAGUAGAGAACGAACGUAAAAGAGCGGAAGAGAGAACGGGGUGCGAGUAACAGAAACAAAGAUUCUCAAGAGGACGACGAAGGCCCUCCACAGGACCACCCACCUCCUCCACACUCCUCCUUCGUACGAGUCCCCCCUCAACGUAUCAUAUCUGAUGCCGCGACGUUUUAAAAAGGCGGCUUUAAAGUAACAAAAAAAGGAGCCAGUCGAAUUUGUGAAAAAAAAGGACACUGUCGGUUAAACGACGACGGUGGCGAGUACCACCGGUCGAUGAUGUCAGCGUGGACAUCUGAUGCUGAUAGCGUCGUAAUCUCGGCGAUAUUCGGGAGCGAUCCUUCGAUCCAUAUCCUUACUCAAGCAAUUGCGAACAACGAUGUAUUUUAUUUUUCUUUCGAUCUUUUUUCUGUUUCGCGGUUAUAUCUAAUAGACACGUAUAUAUAAAUAUAUACAUAUAUCUUUCUCUCUCUUUCCUCUCUCUUCUCUCUCUCUCUCCCUCUUUCUCUCUCAUGUACAUUGAAUUAGAAAUUAAUGUAGCGACGAUAGGGCACCGUGCAUGGCGCGCCAUGCGGUCGGCGCGUCUUACCGGGCGCCCCGGAAACACGACAGGAAGUACCCUUCACCGGAGGAACCGAUGCAGCUUCGCGAUUAUGCAUUUCGUGCUAUAGAAACAAAACAUGACAAUGGCGACUCUAGCAAAUUUUUAAACCUUCCGUUGUACCCAAGUGAUAGUAACAUAAUUUUAU
Messenger RNA from Trachymyrmex septentrionalis, 4256 nucleotides. It is a transcript of the gene FoxP, whose product is annotated as forkhead box protein P1-like. Gene Ontology annotation, biological process: regulation of transcription by RNA polymerase II. Gene Ontology annotation, molecular function: DNA-binding transcription factor activity, RNA polymerase II-specific; RNA polymerase II cis-regulatory region sequence-specific DNA binding. The record is from RefSeq and is a predicted model, not a curated record. The coding region runs from base 600 to 3398 and encodes 932 amino acids. NCBI's taxonomy places the organism in Eukaryota, Metazoa, Arthropoda, Insecta, Hymenoptera, Formicidae. Gene Ontology annotation, cellular component: nucleus. The transcript has 17 exons.